Acomys russatus (golden spiny mouse) is the source of this 5661-nucleotide messenger RNA. It is a transcript of the gene Parp4, whose product is annotated as poly(ADP-ribose) polymerase family member 4. The record is from RefSeq and is a predicted model, not a curated record. Gene Ontology annotation, molecular function: NAD+ poly-ADP-ribosyltransferase activity. The transcript is spliced from 36 exons. NCBI's taxonomy places the organism in Eukaryota, Metazoa, Chordata, Mammalia, Rodentia, Muridae. The coding region runs from base 78 to 5480 and encodes 1800 amino acids.
GCGCCCCUUUUCGCCCUGCUGUGCCUGGAGCGGAAGCGCCGCGGCUGGAACGCUGGCUGCGGGGGACCCAGGAGGGGAUGGUCGGGCGCAGGAGGAAGGUCCAGGAGGGAUCGCCAAGCAGGAUGACUUUGGGAAUCUUUGCAAAUUGUAUUUUCUGCUUGAAAGUCAAAAACUUACCUGGUCAGCAGAAGAAGCAGCUGCAAACUGAUAUUAAGGAAAAUGGUGGAAAGUUCUCCUUUUUAUUAACUCCUCAGUGCACACACGUCAUCGUAGACAGUGCUGACGUCCUGAGUCGGGGUCAGCUGAACUCCAUCCAAAAGAAUGAUGUCCAGAUUGCAAACCCAGGGUUCGUGUGGGACUCUGUCCGACAGAGGAGGCUCUUGGAUGUAAAAAAUUAUGAGCCUAAGUCGGGGGCUAUCACGCCACCUGCAGAAGCGGAAACAGAAGAUCUGUCUUUGGACAUCACCCCAGAGAUUGAAAAUAUUGACGUCUCUGAGAUACCCAAGGCGGCAUCGGGGACUCGUGUCCAUCAUAAGGAGCUAGGGGGUCUAUUGGAAGAUUCUGUGUGCUCUAACGUUCCAUUUCAAUCUUCAAUGUUUAAUUACAGAGAGGAUGCAGAGAAUGUUGAAAUGCCUCAUUCUCUCCGAGACUUUGACGUUGUGAAAUAUAACAUCUUGGAAAAAGUGGGAGCAGAUGGAGGCCCUGAGACUGUGGUGGUAGAGCUCCAGUGCUCCCGGGAGCCAGGGGGCUGCCCCUUCGUGAUAGCAGCUCACUUCCUUCUGAGUGAUCACAAGACUAGAAGAGAGAGCACUGGAAAGCAAACCUCUGAAGGUGCAAGUGAACACUACGAGAGUUAUGUGGAAGAGCUGAGGAGCCGAGGAUUUCUGCUCCAAGAACACUUCACAGCUGAAGCAACACAGUUGGCAUCUGAAAAGCUGCAGGCAUUGCUUUUGGAGGAGGUCGUAAGCUCAGGCCGUCUGAGCCAGGAGGUGAGCAGUCUGGUGGAGAUGAUCUGGGCAGAAGCUCUGGGCCACCUGGAGCACACACUUCUCAAGCCAGUGAACAGCAUAAGCCUGAAUGACGUGAGCAAAGCAGAGGGGAUACUCCUUCUAGUAAAAACAGCACUGAAGAAUGGAGAAACGGCGGAGCAACUGCGAAAGACGAUGGCCGAGUUCUACCGACUGAUACCUCACAAACGUCCAGCAUCAGAAGAAGUUAACCUGAAGCUGUUAGCGCAGAAAGAGGACCUUUGUCAGCUGGUAAGAGACAUGGUGAAUGUUUGUGAAACCAAUUUAUCCAAACCCAACCCACCACCUCUUGCCAAAUACCGAGCUUUGAGAUGCAAAAUCGAGCAUGUCGAACAGAAUAGUGAAGAAUUUUCCAGGGUUAGAAGAGAAGUGUGGUUGCAGAGUGACCACAGUGGAUGUCCAGUGGAUGUCUUGCAGAUAUUUAGAGUUGGCAGAGUGAACGAAGCGACAGAGUUUUUGAGCAAACUGGGCAACGUGCGGCCCUUGUUUCACGGAUCGCCUGUGCGGAACAUUCUUGGAAUCCUGUCCCGAGGGUUGCUUUUACCUAAGGUAGCUGAAGACCGUGGUGUGCAAAGGACAGAUGUCGGCAAUCUGGGCAGCGGGAUCUACUUCAGCGACUCAGUCAGGACAAGCAUUAAGUACGCACAUGCAGGAGAGACAGAUGGCUCCAGACUCCUGGUCGUCUGUGAUGUUGCCCUGGGAAAGUGUGCGGACUUGUGCAAGAAGGACUUUUCUUUAACCGAAGCGCCCCGGGGCUAUGACAGUGUGCAUGGAGUUUCAGGAACGGGCUCUGUACCCACAGACUUUGAGGAUGACGAAUUUGUUGUGUAUAAAACCAAUCAAGUUAAAAUGAAGUACAUUGUUAAAUUUUGCACUCCUGGUGAUCAAAUAAAGGACUUUCAUCCUCCUGACAGUACUGAAUUAGAGGAACAGAGAGCUGGGCUUCCAAACACUCCAAAGAUUGAAGAUUUCCAGUUACCGGACGUCAAGUCUCUCAGCAGCGUCAAAGCUGGCCUUCAGGACACAUCAGCAAAUUCUGUCCCUCUUGACAGUGUUCACAUCAAGGGAAGAAUAAUAGACUUUGUAGCCCAGGUCAUUGUUUUUCAGACAUACACGAAUCAAAGUCAAGUGCCUAUUGAGGCAAAAUAUAUCUUUCCUUUGGAUGAGAAGGCAGCCGUGUGUGGCUUCGAAGCAUUCAUCAACGGGAAACACAUAGUAGGAGAGAUAAAAGAGAAGGAAGAAGCCCAGCAGAAAUACCGAGAGGCUAUCAGCCACGGUCACGGCGCCUACCUGAUGGACCAGGACGCUCCGGACGUUUUCACUGUAAGUGUCGGAAACUUACCGCCUCGGGCCAAGGUUCUCAUCAAAAUCACCUACAUCACGGAGCUCAGCAUCCAAAGCCCGGUGGCCAUCUUCUUCAUGCCUGCCACUGUAGCGCCCUGGCAGCAGGACAAGGCUUUGAAUGAGAACCUUCAGGACACAGUGGAGAAGAUCUGUGUAAAGGAAGUUGGAGCCAAGCAAAGCUUCUCCCUGGCCAUGUCCAUUGAGAUGCCCUACGUGAUAGAAUUCAUUUCCAGUGACACACAUCAACUAAGGCAAAAGAGCACAGACUGUAAAGCUGUAAUCAGCACUGUGGAAGGCAGCUCCUUGGACAGCAGUGGCUUUUCUCUCCGCAUUGCUCUGAGUGAUGCAUAUCUCCCAAGAAUGUGGGUUGAAAAACAUCCAGAAAAAGAAAGUGAGGCUUGCAUGCUGGUCUUUCAGCCUGAUCUUGCUGCCACUCUUCCCGACCUCCGUGAAAAGAACGAAGUGGUCAUUUGCCUUGACUGUUCCAAUUCCAUGGAGGGUGUGACAUUCAUGCAAGCCAAGCAAGUGGCCCUGUAUGCUCUGUCUCUGGUGGAGAAGGAGCAAAAAGUUAACAUUAUGCAGUUUGGCACAGGUUACAAGGAGCUAUUUUCAUAUCCUAAGUACAUCACGAGCAAUGAGACGGCCGCAGAGUUCCUUAUGUCCGCAGCACCUACCAUGGGGAACACAGACUUCUGGAAAGUUCUCCGCUAUUUAAGUUUUCUGUACCCUUCUGGAAGGUUGCGGAACAUUCUCCUUAUAUCUGAUGGGCACCUCCAGAGCGAGAGUCUGACCCUGCAGCUGGUGAAGAGAAAUACCCAGCACACCAGAGUGUUCACCUGCGCUGUUGGUUCUACAGCAAAUCGUCACAUCUUGAGGACCCUGUCUCAGUGUGGUGCUGGAGUAUUUGAAUAUUUUAACUCAAAGUCCAAACAGAGUUGGAAAAAACAGAUAGAAGCGCAAAUGACCAGGAUGCGUUCCCCAAGUUGCCACUCUGUUUCUGUCAAGUGGCAGCAGCUUAGCGGAGAUGCCCCCGAGCCCCUGCAGGCUCCAGCACGGGUGCCCUCUCUGUUUCACAACGAUCGGCUCCUCGUGUACGGAUUCAUUCCUCAUUGUACACAGGCCACUCUGCGUGCACUUAUCCAAGAGAAAGAAUUUUGUACAAUGGUGUCUACUACUGAGCUUCAGAAGACAACUGGCACUAUGAUUCACAAGCUGGCAGCUCGAGCGCUGAUCAGAGAUUAUGAAGAUGGCAUUCUCCAUGACAAUGAAACCAACCAUGAGAUGAAGAAAAAAAUCAUGAAAUCGCUGAUUAUUGAACUCAGUAAAGAAAAUUCUCUUAUUACACAAUUUACAAGCUUUGUGGCAGUUGAGAAAAGGGACAGUAAUGAGAUCCCUUUUGCUAAUGUCCCAAAUAUUUUGGAACUUGUUGCCAAAGAAGAUGUAGACUUUCUGCCGUAUGUGAGUUGGCAGGAAAGGCAAACAGAGGCUUUCACAACACAGGUAAGUACUUUUAUGUUGAAUAUAAUAAGUGCCUCAGCGAGGAACCGAGAGUUCAAAUACCCCUUCUCAGUCUCCUCUGAAGGAAAUGAGAAGCAGUCACCACUACACUCAGCUAAAAUAUGUAAAAGAAAGGUUAUAAAGAUACGUGAUCUAGCCGCUUCUGAAGAUUUUGGAGGCAUGACCUCAGCACCACUGAGGGCAGCAGCCCAGUCUGUCGACUUCCACCCACCUCUCAAGGUCCACCCACAACAGAAAGAAGUAGCAUGGUCCCCGGAUCUGAGCCAGAUGGAGCCAAUGAAGAGAGUGGCAUCUAAAAGACUGCCCAGGGCAGGCUUUCUUCAAAAAGUGCCUGAUUCCACGGUUUCUUCUGCUCCCGCUGGCUCGGCUGGGUUUUCUUUCCUUUCUCCCUGCAGCUCCAGUCCUGCUUUCCUAACUCAUCCUGACAGUAUUCCUCUUCUUCCCUCUUUCUUUGGUAGCUCCCAUCUACCUACCCCUCUCUCUAGUGGCACCCAUCUUCCUCCCCCUCCCCCUCUCCCUGGUGGUAGCACCAGUCGUCCUCCCCCUCCCUCUCUCUUUGGUAGCACCCAUCUUCCUCCCCCUCCCGCUCUCUUUGGAAGUCUUGCCAGAGGUACCACUUUCUCAGGUCGCUUCUCUAGUUCAAAGGAUUUUGAUCUAGGUAAAGUUUCCCAAGACGCCAAUAUCACCUUCUCUCCCAAAGCCCCUGAGCUGGUUUCUUUCCACAGAUUAUCUUUUGGCAGCCCUCCUAAGCCACCUGUUAUCCCUCCUCCUCCCACCAACGUUCUUAGCACUGAGCAUCCCCAGUGUCCCUCUCCUCUUCAUCUUCAAAGCAGCCCAGUCCCUGGGAGCCCUAAUUACAGAAUCUCAGAUAUCAUAAUGUAUCCACUUGACACCGAUGUCCCGUUAGCUGAUUCUGCCGACACUGUGUCAGCAGCUUGCGUUCUAGAAGAGGCUUGGGAUGAGGCUUCCUCGUUGGAUGGAAGUUCUUCAGAAACAGAAAUGGAUACAGCAGCAGGAUAUGGAGUGCUCAAGUUUUUAAAAAAGAAGAAAACUUCUGUAACAAGUGACAUUUUCCUAGAAGAUGACGAGGAGGAGGGUGUCAUCUGCGAUGAGAACCAGAAGAGCUUUGCGUCGUGGACUUCACUCUUUGCUCUACAAACUGAGGAUGGCUUUUGGAAACUGACACCUGAACUGGGACUUAUACUAAAACUUAAUGUAAAUGCUCUACAAAAUUUUCUUGAGGAAAAAGGCAUUCGAUCUCUAGGCACAAAAGGAAGAGACCUUCUCCUAGACCUGAUUGCCACUUUGCUGGUACUGCAGUUUCUUCACACCACGUUGGAACAAGAAGGAAUGGUUGCCAAAUCGCUGACAAAGAUGGAUGACGCCUUCAUUUCCAGGAAUUUUCCAUGGGCUUUUGAGAACAUAAAGAAAGCAAGUGAAUGGGCCAGAAGAACCGAAGGACAGUACCCAUCUAUCUGCCAGCGGCUCGAGCUGGGUAAAGACUGGGAGUCGGCCACAAAGCAACUUCUGGGGCUGCAGCCCCAAGCCAACACUUCUCUUCACCGAGUUCUACACUACAAUCAAGGCUGACUCCAGUGAGACUGCAUUUUAAACCUUUCUCGUGUUUCUUUUGUUGUUGUUUUGUUUUUGUUUUUUCAAGACAGGGUUUCUCUGUGUAGCCCUGGCUGUCCUAGCACUCACUCUGUAAACCAGAGUGCUGGGGUUAAAGGCAUGCACCACCACUGCCCUGUCACCUUUCCCAUAUAUCCGC